CUCUCAGUCGCUCGGAAUUUUCGGCUACGGCGGAGAAUCUCCGGAAAGAGGUCGAGGCGAUAGAAAACGGGUCCGGGAAUCAGGAGGAGAAGCCGAAGCAAGGACUCCGGGGCUCGGACUCCUCCACACAGCGAGCUGCUUCCCCCGGGGCUUCAUCAUGGAGGCUGAACUAUGACGUGUUGUGUAGCUGCGGACGACUGAGUGAACCAUGGCGCAGUUCCCCACCUCAUUCACAGGUCCUGAUGUGUUUCUGAUCUCAGUGGAUGAAAGAGCCAAAUAUGAUCAGCAGUUUCACAGCCUCGCUCCGACCGCAGGGGGUUACAUCACAGGUGACCAGGCCAGGAACUUCUUCCUCCAGUCAGGGCUACCCCCUCCCGUCCUGGCCCAGAUCUGGGCUCUGGCCGACAUGAACAGUGAUGGCCGAAUGGAUAUCUACGAGUUCUCUAUCGCCAUGAAACUCAUCAAGCUGAAACUCCAGGGUCACCCGCUGCCCCCUUCGCUUCCUCCCAGUAUGAAACAACCCCCCCUGCCUUUACCCCCACAGAGCGGCUUUGGCAUGCCCCCCAUGGCUACCAUCCCAGCUCCUCUUUCAGCCGUGCCCCCUCUACCCCUACCCCCUCUGCCGGUCGGGCUGUCUCCCCCACUGGUCUCAUCUGCCCCGCCUCCCCUCCCCCAGCCCAUUGCCAAUGGAGCUCCUCCCACAGGCAUGAUCCCGCCCAUCUCAGGCUUCCCCCACCCAGCUCAACCUGUCAACAAGUCGUCUUCAUUCAAUCGUUCCAGUGCUAAGCUGCAGAAGGUAGCAUCAUUUGAUGCUGCUAGUCUGCCCCCCUGUGAUUGGGCCGUUCCUCAGUCCUCAAGGCUGAAGUACAGACAGCUUUUUAAUUCACACGACAAGAUGAUGAGUGGACACCUCACAGGUCCACAGGCUCGCACUAUCCUGAUGCAGUCCAGUCUUCCUCAGGGCCAGUUGGCCACAAUAUGGAGUCUGUCAGACAUCGACCAGGAUGGGAAACUGACGGCUGAGGAGUUCAUCUUGGCCAUGCACCUCAUAGAUAUGGCCAUGUCAGGGUUACCGCUGCCCCCUGUGUUACCACCAGACUACCUCCCACCCACAUUCAGGCGUGUGCGGAGCGACAGUGUUCAGUCGGAGCAGAAGUUCGUUCCGGAGGAAUUGGAGGAGGAGCUCGAGAGCACCCAAGAUAAGAAACUACCAGUGACAUUUGAGGAUAAGAAGAGGGAAAACUUUGAGCGAGGAAACCUGGAGUUGGAGAAGAGACGUCAGGCUCUGCAGGAGCUACAGAGGAAAGAGCAGGAGCGACUGGCUACUAUAGAGAGAGAGGAGCAGGACAGGAAGGAGCGUGAACGUCUCGAGCAGGAGAGGAGACGACAACAUGAACUGGAAAAGCAGCUGGAGAAACAGAGAGACUUGGAGAGGCAGAGAGAGGAUGAGAGACGCAAGGAGAUCGAGAGAAGAGAGGCUGCUAAACGUGAAUUAGAGCGCCAGCGUCAGUUGGAGUGGGAGCGUCAACGACGGCAGGAGCUUCUGACUCAAAGGAACCGAGAGCAGGAGAGUAUCGUGCUGCUCAAAGCCAGGAAGAAGACCCUGGAGUUUGAACUGGAGGCUCUGAAUGAUAAGAAGUCCCAGCUAGAGGGCAAACUGAAGGAUGUUCGGUUUCGUCUGUCAGCUCAGCGAAGAGAGGUGGAGCAGACCAAUCAGACGAGAGAAACACGCAUCGCUGAAAUCACCCUGUUACAACAGCAGCUGCAGGACUCACAGCAGUGGCUUGGGAGGCUAAUUCCUGAUAAACAGUGUCUCAACGACCAGUUGACACAGGUUCAACAGAACAGCUUGCACCGGGACAGUCUGUCAUCCCUGCAGAAGGCUGUGGAGCAGAAGGAAACCAGCAGAGAGCAGCUACGAGAGCAGCUGGAUGCUGUGGAGAGAGAGACGAGGGCCAAACUGCUGGAAAUAGACGCGUUCAACACUCAGCUGAAGGAGCUGCGGGAGAUCCACAGCCGGCAGCAGCGACAUAGACAGAGAGAGCUGGAGGGAGACACACACUCACUGACACACACACACUCUCUCAUACACACUCCGAUCGAGAGGCAGUCUGCGGAGCUGCACGAGAGCAGGUUGUCUUCAGACGAAGGUGUGAGCUGGAGGGAUGAUGAAGCAGGAAUGUCUGCCCCUGAUCCUCCGAGCCCAACCUCCAUCUCUGCACCUGACGCCUGGCUGAACAGAGUGACCCUGGAAGAGGAGGAGAGGAAGAGAAGAGGGAUGGAGGAGGAAGAAGAGGGCCGGAAUAGUGCAGGUUCGGUAGAGGAGUUGGAGGACGAGGGAAGAAGCAAGAAGGACAUGCAAGAUAAAUUAAGCAAGCUGUUCGGCCAGCCGGCUGAUCCCUGGGGUUCAUCAGUGGACAAGUCUCCAGUACCCAGUCUCUUUGACCAGAACACAGUUGCCAGCGGCUUCGACCAGCACCAGCCGCCGCAGCAUCACCAGCAUCCCCAGCAGCAGCCGCCGGUGAAGGUGGUGUACUACAGGGCUCUGUACCCAUUUGAUGCUCGCAGCCAUGAUGAGAUCAGUAUCGCUCCUGGAGACGUCAUCAUGGUGGACGAGUCUCAAACAGGUGAACCCGGCUGGCUGGGUGGAGAGCUCAGGGGCAGGACGGGCUGGUUUCCAGCCAAUUACGCAGAGCGGAUUCCAGAUAGCGAAGCACCGAUCAACCUCCGCGCCACAGCCUCAGUCACACCCACGUCUGCCCAGCAGCCAAUGACAACGCCUCCUCCAGCACCUGGACACGCCCCCUCAUCAGCAUCCUCUGCCAACAGUAACUGGGCCGACUUCAACACAACUUGGCCCACUAAUACAGCCAGCCAAUCAGACAGCGAGGGAUGGGACGCAUGGCCGACCUCUUCAACCAGUCAGAAUCCAUCACUCAGCGUUCCCUCAGCGCAACUACGGCAACGCUCUGCCUUCACACCGGCUACCAUGACGACCGGCUCCUCCCCCUCACCGGUACUGGGACAGGGGGAGAAGGUCGAGGGUCUUCAGGCUCAAGCUUUAUAUCCCUGGAGAGCGAAGAAGGACAACCACCUCAACUUCAACAAAAAUGAGAUAAUAACAGUGUUGGAGCAGCAGGACAUGUGGUGGUUGGGUGAACUGCAGACUGGACAGAGAGGCUGGUUCCCCAAAAGCUACGUGAAGCUCAUCUCCGCCAACACGGCGCCUCCUGUUGUUAUCGCAGCGCGCAGCAAAAACACCAGUGAGUCCGGUGUAUCAGAGAGUCCACCCAAUGGGAAGCGACCCUCCCCAUCCCCAACAAAACCCUCAGACUCUGGUGAAGAGUAUUUGGCCAUGUACACGUACGAGAGCAGUGAACAAGGUGACCUGAGUUUCCAGCAGGGAGACGUUGUCAUGGUGACCAGGAAAGAAGGAGAUUGGUGGACAGGCGUAGUCGGCGGCAAAGCUGGAGUCUUCCCAUCCAAUUACGUUAAACCUCGAGACUCUGCAUCAGAUUCUUUGGGACCAGCAGGGAAGACGGGCAGCUUGGGAAAGAAACCAGAGAUUGCUCAGGUGAUCGCCCCCUACAGUGCUACAGGGGCAGAGCAGCUCACGUUGGCUCCUGGGCAACUCAUCCUCAUCAGGAAAAAGAACCCAGGGGGCUGGUGGGAGGGUGAGCUCCAGGCUCGAGGGAAAAAGCGCCAAAUAGGUUGGUUUCCGGCCAAUUACGUGAAGCUGCUCAGUCCCAGUACAAGUAAGACGACGCCCACAGAGCCGACGCCUCCUAAACUGGCUCCUGCCAACACAGCUGUGUGUCAGGUGAUCGGCAUGUACGACUACCUGGCGCAGAACGACGACGAGUUGGCCUUCCUGAAGGGUCAGGUGAUCACAGUGCUCAACAAGGACGACUGUGAUUGGUGGAAAGGAGAGCUCAACGGGAGGGAAGGUCUGUUUCCCAGCAACUACGUCAAACUCACCACGGAUACCGACCCGAGCACGCAGUGGUGCGCUGACCUCCACCUGCUGGACAUGCUGAGUCCCACGGAGAGGAAGCGACAGGGCUACAUCCACGAGCUGAUCGUCACUGAGGAGAACUACGCCAACGACCUGCAGCUCGUCACAGAGAUUUUCCACAAACCUCUGCUGGACUGCGAGCUGCUGACGGAGAAGGAAGUCGCCAUGAUCUUCGUCAACUGGAAGGAGCUCAUCAUGUGCAACAUCAAACUGCUCAAAGCUCUGAGAGUGAGGAAGAAGAUGUCAGGAGAUCGGAUGCCGGUGAAGAUGAUCGGUGACAUCCUGACCAAUCAGCUGCCUCACAUGCAGCCCUACAUCAGGUUCUGCUCGUGUCAGCUGAACGGAGCGACGCUGAUUCAGCAGAAAACAGACGACAGCCCUGAGAUCAAAGAUUUCCUCAAGAGGUUAGCCAUGGACCCCAGGUGCAAGGGGAUGCCUCUGUCCAGUUUCCUGCUCAAACCCAUGCAGAGAGUCACACGCUACCCGCUCAUCAUCAAGAAUACGUUAGAAAACACUCCGGAGUCUCAUCCCGACCACAGUCACCUGAAAGCUGCUCUGGAGAAAGCAGAGGAGCUGUGUUCACAGGUGAACGAGGGCGUCAGAGAGAAAGAAAACUCAGAUCGUCUGGAGUGGAUUCAGGCUCACGUUCAGUGUGAAGGCCUGUCGGAGCAACUGGUGUUUAACUCGGUCACAAACUGUUUGGGUCCCAGGAAGUUUCUCCACAGCGGGAAACUGUUCAAAGCCAAGAGCAGCAAAGAGCUGUACGGCUUCUUGUUCAACGACUUCCUGCUGCUGACUCAGGUCACCAAGCCUCUGGGCUGGUCCGGCUCGGACAAAGUUUUCUCAUCAAAAACCCACCUUCAGUACCGCAUGUACAAGACGCCGAUCUUCCUGAACGAGGUGCUGGUGAAGCUGCCGACGGACCCGUCAGGAGACGAACCUCUGUUCCACAUCUCCCACAUCGACAGGGUCUACACGCUCCGAGCCGAGAGCAUCAACGAGCGGACGGCGUGGGUUCAGAAAAUCAAGGCAGCGUCGGAACUCUUCAUCGAGACGGAGAAGAAGAAGAGAGAGAAGGCGUAUCUAGUUCGCUCUCAGAGAGCUACAGGGAUCGGUCGGCUGAUGGUCAACAUCGUGGAGGGAAUCGAGCUCAAACCCUGUCGCUCUCACGGUAAAAGUAAUCCAUACUGUGAGGUGACCAUGGGCUCCCAGUGCCAUAUCACCAAAACAUUACAGGACACGUUGAAUCCGAAGUGGAACUCCAACUGUCAGUUUUUUAUAAAGGACCUGGAGCAGGACGUCCUCUGCGUCACCGUGUUUGAACGAGACCAGUUCUCCCCCGACGACUUCCUGGGCAGGACCGAGAUCCGGUUGGCUGAAAUAAAGAAGGAUCAGGGCUCUAAAGGACCAAUCACCAAGCGGUUGCUCCUGCACGAGGUUCCCACAGGAGAGAUCGUCGUCAGGCUGGACCUCCAGCUGUUUGAAGAACCUUGAACCCAGAACAGAACCAGCAUGGACUCGUCUCCAGGGACUUGGACUGGAUUAGACUGGACUGGUCUGGAUUGUCUUUGUCUGGUUCACCUUCUUAGUGCUCAGAUGCUGUUAGGAGGAAGCUGAGGAAACAUUUCAAUAACUGCCAUUUACCAGUUAAAUAUUAGAUUCCUAUUUUCUGAAAAGUCCUAAAAAUCUUUCGACUCAGUUUUAAAAAAGAUUUAAAACUUCAAGUGAGGCAGACACAACAGUGGAUUAUGAUGCAGGCGUCUUUUUGAUCCUGCUAAUAAAUGAUGUCAUUAUUUAUGUUUAUUACAGCUGGAAACUGUAGCUCAGAAAGUGGACAGUGAUUUGUUUUUAAUUAUGAAUAUUAUGUAAAGUUAUAUUUGGGUCUUUAUUGACAGGGAAGUAAACAUGAGCCAGGUCGGAAUCGAACCCACACCCUCUGCAGGAGGACUCAAUUCUCUGUAAUGAUUUUUAUUGGGUAAUCUACCCCAUUAAAUGAAAUUUAACUGGUAAAUGCUGCAGAAACAUCAUUAAAAUUAUAAUAUAACAUCAUAAUAUCACGAAAAGCAAGAAACACAAUUUAAACUGGAUGUAAGAAAUUAAUAUUGUACCUAAACUCGUGUGUGUGCAGGUUCCGAAUCUCUUAAAAUGUACAUUCCAGGCCACAAAAGUCUUACAUACUAUAAAUGUUCAUGUCUUAAGUUUUUGUUACUGGUCUUAAAAAUGAGAGGAGAGUUCCAGUAAGCAGAUUCAUACUGGGAUUUUAAAGUAAAGACAAACUUCCAGAAGCAGCAAGAAGGAUGUUGCACUUCCAAGAACUUCAUAUCCAACACCUGUGGCUAGUCCAGUUCAGUUUAGUCCAGUCAUUCCAGUCCAGUCCAGCCCUGUCGGCCUUCAGUCUGGUUCACGACAGUAUUUCAUCCAGUCGUCUGUCGGAGAUCGGCCGGGUUCCUUUGUGUCAUCAGACAGACUCUCCACUGACAAUCCCAGCCCUCCUGCUUUGUCCCUACAAACCCUGAAACCCCUGUGUGUGUCUGUGUGUGGGCGUGUGUGUACAUGAGUGUGUGCAUGUGUGUGUGAAUGCCUGUAAGAGCGUUAAGGUGGACGAGCUAAUUAACGGUACGGUCCAGUGUACAUUUUAUUUUUUAUCGUACAACUCUCUCGGAGUCUUAGGGUCGAGUCUCAGCGUCGGGUUCUGCAUGUUAAAGGGACCGAGACAUUUUGAAUUUAUGUACAGAUGCAAUGAGAAAAGCAAACAAUGCGAAUAAGCUAAAACUACAGUAAUACACAAUACAUGACGAGUGUCCGCUGUACAUAAACUACAGACAUGCCAAAAUGUCCCUUUGUAUGAAUAAUAAUAAUAAUAAUAGCGCUGGUGACGAGGUGGCUGAUGCAGGGAAACAGGUUUGACAGCUAAUUUAAAUUGAGGUACUGUAAAGAAGAAUGUCUUUGUUUUUAUUUGAUGUUGAACGCACACAGGGGUUCUAGCUCUAGGUGAUUCUUCUGUCACGUGUUUUACCUCUGGUGUCACGUCGCUAUGCAGGGAGGGAAAUAACCCGACAGUAUCCGAGGGGGCCCAGAGCCGGAUCCAUCGGGGGCCCCCGAACAUGCUAGGCUAUAGGUACCGCAGUCGUGUAUUUUGUAGAAAUGUCAUUUCCACACGCUAACCAUGAGAAAGCUAAGUGUAGAAAUCAUUUUACUGUGCGUUGGCACUCCCAGCACUUUCAAAACAGACGCUGUCGCAAACACUAGAGCAGAGGACUCGACUAACAUCGCACAGCGGCCGUUUUGAAUACUCAAAGCAGGAAACGUAAGCUGGAGGAUUAGUAAACAAAAUAGGAAGUGAUGUUCUCGUUGUCAGUAAAAGACCCAAAAUCUCUCAGUAGCCUCUACUGGGUUUAAAAAUGGACGACAUGGCAUCAGUCCAAAAGUGAAGCCAAAUCAUCUCGAUAGCCCCCUAGUGACAAUUUGAAUUAGUUAAAAAAGUGUAAUCUUAAUAAAUGUUUACUUGUUUAAAUUUUAAUCCAGCUUCGUGCUCCUGGUGCCUUCAUAUCUGGUUGUGCUAGCUUGUUCGCUGACUUUAAAACGGACAGCAAAUGUAAGACUUCACUUUUAUAUUCAUAUCAUUUUACUUGAUUUCUUUCAAGUAUACAAACUCAGGAGUCACUCUGAAGGCAGCGCUAAUCCUCCACGCAGACCUUUUCCCACCUGAGCGUUCAAAAUGGCCGCUGCGUUCGCCAGUCAGACGACAGAUAAAAUCCCAGUGUGUUCGCUCAGCAGAGUUGUAUAUAUAUACGUUAGUUAGCUAGCUACUCGGCCAGUUAGUAAAUUUAGCUAGAAGUUUUUAAUUUAACGCCACGGUUACAGUCACGCACUGCGUUACCACGGAGACAACCUAUAGUUACCUUAGUGACCAGUCACUGUCCAAUCAGAGGUCAGCGAGGCCAGGCCGUUCGCAGCAUCUCGACAGUUGAGGAAGGUGUGAAUGUGUUUCCCCAGAUUGAAGAUGACGAUGAUGAUGAUGAUGAUGAAGGUCGUCCUCGUCCCUGUCGACCCUCUACUGUUCUUACUGUUCCAACCGACCUCCUCUCCUCCCUGAAACUAAUCCAGUUUGAACCUGUUCUCACUGUCUAUCUUCCAGGUUGUGUAUAAUACUACUGCUAAUCUGAGAGUUAAUAUAUGAGCGUGGGGAGGGGGCGAUUGAGACUGCUGUUAAUUAUCACUGUAGAAGAUGAUGUACGUUGUUGUCUUUCAAUGUUCAGAAUAAACUCCAGUUGGACCAAGA
Limanda limanda (common dab) is the source of this 8297-nucleotide messenger RNA. RefSeq names its product intersectin 1 (SH3 domain protein) (gene itsn1). The coding region runs from base 209 to 5509 and encodes 1766 amino acids. The record is from RefSeq and is a predicted model, not a curated record. The transcript has 46 exons. Gene Ontology annotation, biological process: positive regulation of Rho protein signal transduction. Lineage: Eukaryota; Metazoa; Chordata; Actinopteri; Pleuronectiformes; Pleuronectidae. Gene Ontology annotation, molecular function: protein binding; calcium ion binding; guanyl-nucleotide exchange factor activity.